AAAAAAAAAAAAAAAAAAAAAACAAUAAUAAUAAAUCAGUGGAUUAAGCGCAACAAAUAAUUUUGGAUAUCAGUCAGUGAACAUCAUAGACAUGUGAUUUAAACAAACGCAAGGAGAACUACAAACUGACAUGUUGAUGACAUUAAAAAAAAAAAAUAUAUAUAUAUAUAUAUAUAUAUAUAUAUAUAUAUAUAUAUGUGUAUAUAUUAGUCGGGUCACUACAUUUGACAAAACAUGCUUGUAUAUGAUAUUAUGUUGCUUGCACUGGGAAAAGGACGCUGUGUGACACUCAUCUAUAACGGUCUGUAUUGCCAUGGAUAAGACUUGUUAUGGCCUUUGUAAAACAACAGUGACAUGAGCGGUUCUCAUGUUCCGUGUUGGAAAGGGAUAAGACAGCUCAAACAGAGGUUCUGUUCACGAUGAAAUUCUUGUGCUUGGUAUGUUUAGUUGCUGGAUUUUGGGGAAUUUCUUCAGCAAACAGAAACUGUCCCGACCUAAUCAUUGAUAGUUGCCGCUGUACAGCCGAGCGCUCCAAAGUCAAAGAGUUUGGGAGACAAACUAUUCGCAUCAAAGUUGUUUGUAACACCGGAGAGUUACUGGAAACUUUACAGCCCAGCUUUUUGCCCAACAAGACAGUUUCUCUAAUUCUCAGUAAUAACAAAAUCUCACUGCUGAAGAAUGGCUCAUUCUUUGGUCUGCGUUCCCUGGAGAGACUAGAUUUGAAGAAUAAUUUAAUUAGUACCAUUGAUCCUGGGGCAUUUCGUGGACUUUCAGAACUAAAGAGGCUGGACCUGUCCAAUAACAGGAUUGGCUGUUUAUCUCCUGAAAUGUUCGGAGACCUCAGCAAUCUGUUCAAACUGAAUUUAUCAGAAAAUAUUUUUUCAACUCUGUCUCAAGGGUUGUUCAUCAAACUGGUCUCACUUAAAGUCUUGCAUUUUAGCACAGAAUCACUCUUCUGUGACUGUAACCUAAAAUGGUUAUUAGACUGGGCCAGAAACAACGCCGUCCAGAUAGGAAAUGAAACCCUGUGUGUUUACCCGAGCACUUUGCAUGGACUAGAACUCCGCAGUUUGGGGGAACAACAGCUAAAAUGUGUGGGACCCCUGGAGCUGCCUUUGUUUCAGAUGAUACCAUCCUACAGACAGGUGGUCUUUCAAGGGGAUCGCUUGCCUUUUCAAUGCACUGCCACUUACAUCGACAACGCCACCACGGUCCAGUGGUACCAUAAUGGUAACUUAGUAGAAACCGAGGAAGACAAAGGUGUCUUUGUAGAAGAAAACAUCAUCCACGACUGUUGUUUAGUUUCAAGUGAGCUGAUCCUGUCCAACAUCGAUGUCGGCUCUUCAGGAGAUUGGGAGUGUCUGGUCAGCAGCUCCCGUGGGAACAUCUCCAAGCGUGUGGAGAUUGUGGUUUUGGAAACAUCAGCGCCAUACUGCCCUGCAGAGUGGGUCACUAACAGUAAAGGGGAAUUCAGGUGGCCAAAGACACUUGCUGGAAUAAAUGUAUCCCUACCCUGUGUGCAGUAUCCAUUUGGCUCUGGUUCACAUCAUGGCGCUCUGAAGGAGAGGAGAUCAUGGCGUAGGUGUGACAGGGCUGGACGCUGGGCGGAGGAUGAUUAUUCAGAAUGCCCGUAUUCCAUCGAGGUUACUCGUGUACUUGAUGCGUUCAGUCAGGUGUCGAUCAAUGCCACCAAUGCUCUUGCUUUUGCACAGCAGCUGAUGGCCUGCACGAGCAGAGCGGCAAACUUCGAAGACAUGAUGGAUGUGGUUUUUGUGACACAGAUGAUGGAGAAGCUGAUGUUCUUUGUGGAUCAAAUCAAAGAUCUAGGCGACUACAUAGCUGAUAUCGCCAGUAAUAUGAUGCUGGUGGAUGAACACAUACUGUGGAUGGCACAGAAUGAAGAAAGGGCCUGCACUCGCAUUGUGCAGUGUGUGGAACACAUUGCAGAUUUGGCUCUGACCAGCAAUACUCAAGUUAUCUCAAAGGUUUCUCUUAAUAUAGCUCUGGAGGCCUUUGUGAUCAAACCAGCGAGCUUCACUGGAAUGACGUGCACUGCCUUCCAGAAAGUGCCUCUGAAUUCAGACAGAGCAGUGAGCCGUGACGUGGGUAUGCGGGAUUGGGAGGCAGAUACGCAGCUGAAUUUCAAAUGCAACACGGGCAACCUGAGCAGCUCUCUGGUGAAUUUCCCAGUCAAGAAUACAGUGGCAAUUGCUUCUAUCCAGUUACCACCGAGUGUUCCUAGCUCAUCGGCAUUGCAAUCUGUUGAUACCUACACUUGCAAGCUCCAGUUUAUUGUCUUUCGAAAUGGGAAACUCUUUCCUAGCACAAGAAAUUCAUCAAAUCUUGCAGAUGACGGAAAACGUAGGAGUGUUUCCACACCAGUUGCUUUCUCCAAAUUAGAUGGGUGCAGCUUCAGGAACCGCUCACAGCCCAUUACUGUUGCUCUUAGGCACUUCGCACAGGGUGUAGACCCAACAGCAGCCUAUUGGGAUUUAGACCUUCUAGAUGGACACGGAGGCUGGAGGGCAGACGGGUGCCACAUAACUGCUUCUGUGGCCAAUAUCAGCACCAUUCAUUGCACACACUUAAAUAAUUUUGCUGUGCUAAUGGAUUUAAAGACAGUGCUGUCCUUCCCACCGUACCCAGGGGAAUUCCUCCACCCUGUUGUGUAUGCAUGCACGGCCGUCAUGUUACUUUGCCUGUUCGCUUCUAUUAUAACCUACAUCGUGCACCACAGCACAAUCCGCAUCAGUAGAAAGGGCUGGCACAUGCUUCUCAACUUCUGUUUCCACACUGCCCUUACGUUUGCCGUGUUUGCUGGAGGCAUCAACCGUAUAAAAUACCCCAUCAUCUGCCAAGCAGUUGGCAUAGUCUUGCAUUAUUCAACCCUUUCUACUGUGCUUUGGCUUGGAGUUACAGCAAGGAAUAUUCAUAAACAAGUAACAAAGAAACCCCCACAGCUGCCGGAUGGAGACCAGCCUCCUCAACCCAAGCAGUCAAUGCUAAGGUUUUAUUUAGUUAGUGGGGGCAUCCCUUUUCUUAUAUGUGGGAUCACAGCAGCUAUCAACAUCAACAAUUAUGGGAGUGGAGAGGAUGCCUUAUACUGCUGGAUGGCAUGGGAGCCAAGCCUUGGUGCAUUUUACGGUCCAGUGGCAUUCAUUGUGUUUGUUACUUGCAUCUACUUCCUCUGCACAUUUAUCCAACUGAAGCGUCACCCUGAACGGAAAUAUGAACUGAAAAAAAUGACAGAGGAGCAGCAGAGAUUAGCCACUACUGAAGUAGGCCAUUGUCACAUGACAGCUUCAGGGUCAUUGUCACAGGCCACUUGCUCAAUGAUUUCUGCAUCAAUGUUGGAAAAUGAGCAUUCAUUUAAAGCCCAGCUUCGAUCAGCAGCUUUUACCUUGUUUUUAUUUCUGGCCACAUGGACUUUUGGGGCUCUUGCAGUCUCUCAGGGUCAUUUCUUAGACAUGAUUUUUAGUUGUUUAUAUGGGGCUUUCUCAGUAACCUUAGGACUUUUUAUUUUGAUCCAUCACUGUGCAAAGAGAGAUGACAUUUGGCAUUGUUGGUGGUCUUGUUGCCCAUCAAGACGCAACACUUACUCAGCGCAGGGCAACGCUCGCCCAAAGGUCAAUGUUAAUGGAGAAACACGGGUCCAUUCACAUUGUGGCCUCGAUUCUGCUUGUCCUGGUAAGGCAGUACCAGGUUUUAACCAUUCAACCUCCGGACACUGUAAAUUAACGAACCUUCAGGCUGUCCAAAACCAUGUCAGUUGCCUUUCUCCCGUCGCACCGUGCUGUGCCAACAUGCACAGCGAGCAUCUCAUCGACGAUGAGCCUCCCAUUCACGUACAUUCAGAGGAAAGCUUCAGACCCAAUAUGCACAUUCACAGAUGUUUGAAAAGCAGAACUAAACCAAGGCACUUUACUCAACACAGGACUGCAGGAGACCGGGAGUAUGCUUAUCACAUUCCUUCCAGUAUCGAUGGGAGCAUACACAGCUCACAUACAGACAGUCCACACAGCACACAUGAUGGGCAUAUGUGCCACAGGCGGGCCUGCUGUCUAAAAGGUGAACUGUUCCUUACAGCAAGCCAGCCUGAAAGCAGCGAUGCCAGCACUGUUGUGUGUGGAUGCAGUAAAACACCCGAUGAUGACACUGUGCACCAUGUAGCACAUUUAGAGAUGCAUCCGCGGAGACAAUCCUCUCCUCAAAACCUACUCAGUCAGAAUGGAAUACUGAAGGGAAGCUUGCAUGAAGGGCUCAUCUACAGUUCGGAUAGUACAGGAAAUAUAAGAACUGGCCCGUGGAAAAAUGAAACUACUGUGUAGUUCAUGGGCUUCAGUUAUACGCUACCUGUCACCUCCUUUGAAAUAACUCAGCAGUCAGUACAUGUACAUUUUUAUAUUGCUUUUGCGUCUAUUUACAUGUUUUUAUUGUACAAAUAUUCCAUGCUGUGUUUUAUGUCUAACCCAACAGUUUCCAGACCUUUUGAUCAGAAGUUCACCUUGCCCUAUAAAUGUAGGUUUGAGAAGAAUAACCACGGUAAAGUCACUGCACUUCUUCAUUGUUUUAGAAAUAGAAAGGUGUCACAACUAGUGGAUGUUAUAUAAAUGUUGCUCUGAUAAUUACAUGCUAUUUUAAAUAUGUUUUUAAUAUUGUAAAAAAAAAAACCCUACACACUUCUGAACUCCCCCCCCCCCAUUUGAAAAAGUGCUGGUCUAAUUUCCAGUAUACUUUUAAUCCUUUUGGAAGAAGGACAAGUGGCACAUAAGGUAAGAAUACAUUUAAAAUAAGGUCAAUUAUUUUUAUAAAAAUUUGAGAUAAUAAGAAGCUAUUUAAACAGGCAGUGUCCUCAGAAUGGCAGUGUCAAAUAAUCCUAUCAUUAUAUAUUACACAUUUACAUAUUGCACAAACCAGCAUUUUCUCUGUAUAAGGUCAUACAUAAAGUACUGUGAAACACGAUCAAGAAAAAAAAAAAAGAAAUAAGAGCUUAGUAAUAAUAGUGAUUCAUAGGCUUUUAUGUUCUAGGUUUUUCAUUGCGGUCAAUUAUAUGUACAGAAAGAAACCCUGCCUCUUUAUGCUGCUUAUCUUGUAAAAGAUUACAUUAGGUAUUCAGUCUGUGUAACGUCUCAAUAUCCUGUUGAAAACAAGUAUUAAAUAACAUUGCAUUGCCACCGUUAAAUCUGUGGUUCUUUAAUGGUUGUAUCUUGCAUGGCACAAGUCAGGGUAUACCAUCCGCUGUGUUCUAGUGUUGCAUGUGAAAAAUGGCAGCAUUGUGAAAAAAUAACUAACUGCACUAUCUAUGGUACUACAUGUGUGUAAAAUCAAUAUAAAAGCUCUAUUAGAGGUCAACGCUAACAGUUGUUCAUUUUCUUAAACAGCGCAUGCAGUGCUUGUUGUGCAGUGUGUGACUUUGUGCAGUGUUUCUAGCAGUAGCUUCCUGUAAAUGUGUUCCACGUGAGUUGAAUACUAUUUUUAAAGGAACAACAUGCUUUCAGUAUUUUGUUUGGCUUCAACCGUUUCAGUAUUUUUAAAGGUGUUUUUUUUUUGUUUUUUUAAGCCAUUCCGAUGAAUCUGAAAGGAAAUGAAUUGUCACAGUUGUUUACACUUUCUUUGUGGAUGUUAAUUGUGUCUGCUGUGUUAGGGAAUAAACGCUUGAGAUUAGAAGAGAUUCAGCUGUCAUAUUUGCAUUAUCAGGAAGAGGUAAUUACUUAUGACUGAAUGAGGAAAGGAACCAAACUAGGGGAGGUAAGUUUUAGUUGUCCCAUUAAUUUGAUUUAGCAUGAUAAUGAAAAUGUUCCUUUAUCAUGUAUAUUUAAUCAGUUUUAAUAAAUACAUUUUUGUUUAAACAUGUUGGAGAUAUUAUUUCAUUAAAAAAAAAAAAAAUGUAAAACACAAAUGUCAUAUAAUAGAAUUAAACCCAAAGGGGUAUGCUCAGUAUCUGAGUAAAACACUUUUUUUUUUCCUUGUCAAGAUUUAACAAAUCUACAUACAUUGUAAAAUGUCCCAUUACAUAUUGUAUGCAUUCUUCUGUUUUUCCCAUAGUUACAAAUAUAUAAAGCCUGCUUACCGAUGCCAAUGCAAGAAUAUUUUGCUUUUUUAUGCAUAUUGUAUAUUUUGAAACUGACUUCAAAGCAAAAUAAGAUUGUUUUAAGUGUGAAUUUCAGUGUUUUCUAUUAUAAACCAUUUUGUCAUCAGACUUCACGUCACUGUGCUGUAGAGCUGGUCAGAAAUCUGGCGUAAGGAUGAAGCAGUGAUACUGUAACAAAUCCCAAAGUCAGUUUUCCACUUCUCUACAUAUUCACUGAUUCCAAUAAAUGUAUUUUUUCACCAUAAGCCAAUACUGUUUUAGUCUAUGUAAGCAAAUAUGCUUCAGUCUUACAUGUGUAAUUAAUAGUUAAAAAAAAAAAGCUUUUGAAAUCGUUAAGAACUAGGUUUUCACUUAAUCACCCGGAGUGUAUAUUAAAAAAUGUCACGAAGUGGUAACAAACUAAAAUGUACACUGUUCUGUGCCUUUAGUGAGACAAGUAAGGUUUUAAAAGCCAUUUUACAUUUUUGCUCUGUUAUGGGGAGUAUUUAAUAUACUGAAAUUAUAGAUCAGGGAUGGACAUCCAUGGCCCUUCACUGGUAUGGUAACUUUUCAUUAUUAAUUUAUACCUGUUAAACAUAAUAAGGAAAGGUCUUUCCCUCUCAUACGUGGUUUCCGUUGGACAUUGUUUAAAUGUAAGCAGAAACCUGAAAAAAAUGGAGAACAUCACAAUUUUAACAGUAAGAAAGACUUUAUUGUGAUUAAUAACUGUGAGCAAGCAUAAAUUACAGAUGACGUUUCAGUGUAUAUCUGAUUAGUGCUAAUGCACGUAUGGGGGAUAGCACACUAAUUAAUUUGAAAUCCAUUCCCAUAGCUGUAGUGUCAUUCAAUUCCUGUAAAGAUGUGCUUACUGUGAAGUGUCCCCAAUUACUUUGGAAAUUGGAUAACUCAACUUAGUUGCAACUUAGGGACUUUUGGGACCAAUUUUUACAGUCUGGUGAGAUUGAAGAAAAAUAAGGUCCAAUUCCUUGCCCUAGGAACCCUAGAAUAGGUUGUUUAUCUCAUCUUUACAUAGAAUGGCAUUUAUAAAUAUUGUUUCCUAACUGUUCAUAUGUGUAUAGUUAUUUUUUACUUUCAUCUCACCAACAGAAUCCAUAAUGGCAGUGCAUUACACAGCACUGUCGGUUAGGCAGGUUCACAAGCCUCCUCCAUCCUUCAAACUUUCUAGUCACUCAACCAAUCCUGUAGCUUAGCAGCAAGGGGUGAGAGUACCACAUGUGAGCAAAACAGAAAGGUUAAGUAAAAUAACAUUCUACAAGAAAAACCUAUUCCGCUAAAUCUUAAUAUCAACUAAGUUUAUAAAUACCUGCGACCCCAUAAUUAAAUCACAUUCACCAGACUUCAAUCACAAAUCACCUUUUUACUGCCUUGCAUUAUUUAUUUAUUUUAGCUUUUUAAUUAAGUGUUAGAAUUACACUGCACUAGGAUGAACUUGAUUCUUUUACAUUUAGUUAUACUUUUAAGGUAAAAGAAAAGUAUUCUUUAUUUUUGGUACAAAUCAAAGAAUCUGCUGAGGGAUAGGUUGCAUUGGGAAAAAAACAGUUCUGUAUGGCUAAUUCUGAAUUCCCCUUAAGAAAGAAGCAAGUUAUUACAUAGAUAUUUUUACUUUAAAAAGUUAUUUUUACAGGGAUAAGUGAGAAAUAAAAUAUGUUAAUAUAUGGAAAUACAAUCAUUAAUACUGGGCAACAAGAAAAAGGUACAGUGUAGGUAAUGCUGGACACCAAGUGUACACUUGACAUACAACAAUAUAAAUGUUUGUAAUGUGUUUCUGUUUACAAGAUGACAAAUAAAUAUAGCAUUGAAGCAUACAUUGCUCUUAACAGUAAAUAAUAAUAAUAAUAAAAAACCUUAUUGACUGUGCCACGCUGAGUGUA
This is a messenger RNA of Polyodon spathula (Mississippi paddlefish), 7962 nucleotides long. Its product is annotated as adhesion G protein-coupled receptor A3-like. Gene Ontology annotation, molecular function: G protein-coupled receptor activity; protein binding. The coding region runs from base 420 to 4328 and encodes 1302 amino acids. Gene Ontology annotation, cellular component: glutamatergic synapse; postsynaptic density; plasma membrane. The record is from RefSeq and is a predicted model, not a curated record. Gene Ontology annotation, biological process: cell surface receptor signaling pathway; G protein-coupled receptor signaling pathway. Lineage: Eukaryota; Metazoa; Chordata; Actinopteri; Acipenseriformes; Polyodontidae. The transcript is spliced from 19 exons.